Messenger RNA from Candida dubliniensis CD36, 1899 nucleotides. It is a transcript of the gene BEM1, whose product is annotated as phosphatidylinositol-3-phosphate-binding protein. Gene Ontology annotation, molecular function: phosphatidylinositol binding; protein binding. The transcript has a single exon. The record is from RefSeq and is a predicted model, not a curated record. The coding region runs from base 1 to 1899 and encodes 632 amino acids. Lineage: Eukaryota; Fungi; Ascomycota; Pichiomycetes; Serinales; Debaryomycetaceae.
AUGAUUAAAACGUUUCGGAAAAGUAAAAGACUGUCGAGUAAUUCAAGUUCACCCAAGAAAACAAUAUCUCGAGUAUCAUCAACUUCUAGUAAUCAAACUUCUCAUGAUGGAAUGUUACAAUCACCUAAAAAAGUCAUUAAAGCUCUUUAUGAUUAUGAACCUCAAGGUCCUGGAGAAUUGAAAUUUUCUAAAGGGGAUUUUUUCCAUGUAUUAGAUGAUGUGGAUGAUGAAUUACAUAAAGAAGCUGAAGCCAAUGGAUGGAUAGAAGCAACAAACCCAAUGACUCAACUCAAGGGGAUGGUCCCUCUUAGUUAUUUUGAAGUAUUUGAUCGAUCUCGUCCUAUAAUGGGCACAAAUUUCAUUGAUAAUCAACAUCAUCAUCAACAACAACAACAACAACAGCAGGGAACAAUUAACAAUGGAGCAGGACAUCGAAAUUUACAACAAACAUUAUAUGCAGUUACAUUAUAUGAAUUUACUGCUGAACGAGAAGAUGAAUUAGAUGUAAUGCCUAAUGAAAAUUUAAUUAUUUGUGCUCAUCAUGAUUAUGAAUGGUUUAUUGCUAAACCAAUAAAUCGAUUAGGUGGUCCAGGUUUAGUUCCAGUAUCUUAUGUUAAAAUUAUUGAUCUUUUAAAUCCCAAUUCUCAUUAUACUUCAAUUGAUACAUCAAGGCGAUCACAAGUUGUUGAAGUGAUUAAUGCAUUUAAUAUACCGACAGUGGAACAAUGGAAAAAUCAAACUGCUAAAUAUCAAGCUUCAACUAUCCCUCUUGGAUCAAUAUCAGGAAGUGGUACCCCACCAACAUCUGCCAAUUCACAAUAUUUUGAUAAUCAUACUAUGACUUCCAAUCGAUCAUCUCUGGGUUCAUCAAUUUCUAUUAUUGAAGCUAGUGUUGAUUCAUAUCAAUUAGAUCAUGGUCGAUAUCAAUAUUCCAUUACGGCUCGAUUAAGUAAUGGGAGAAUAAGAUAUUUAUAUCGAUAUUAUCAAGAUUUUUAUGAUUUACAAGUUAAAUUAUUAGAAUUAUUCCCUUAUGAAGCGGGAAGAAUUGAAAAUUCUAAAAGAAUAAUUCCAUCUAUACCAGGACCUUUGAUUAAUGUAAAUGAUUCAAUAUCAAAAUUAAGAAGAGAAAAAUUGGAUUAUUAUUUAUCAAAUUUAAUUGCAUUACCUAAUCAUAUAUCUCGAUCGGAAGAAGUAUUAAAAUUAUUUGAUGUUUUAGAUAAUGGAUUUGAUCGAGAAACUGAUUCUAUUAAUAAACGAUUUUCUAAACCAAUUAGUCAAAAAUCAAAUUCUCAUCAAGAUAGAUUAUCUCAAUAUUCCAAUUUCAAUGUUUUGCAACAACAACAACAACAACAACAAUUAGCUAAUCAUUCACGAGGUUCUGAUAAUUCACCUACUAAUGAAUCAUCAGGUUCAAAUUUAGUUAAUUCUUCUCAUAAUGAUUCAUCAUUAUCAUCAUCACCACCACCACCGUCACAAACAGCAACUGCAACCAGUACAAUUGGAGGCGAAUCUUCAGCAAAACAACCAAAAGUUAAAGUGAAAUUUUAUUUUGAUGAUGAUAUAUUUGUAUUAUUAAUUCCAACUAAUUUACGAUUACAAGAUUUAAAAACAAAAUUAUUUAAACGAUUAGAAUUAGAUAUUAAUUAUAAAUAUGAAAAAAAAUUGGAUAAUAAAAAACUUUCAUCAGAAUCAAUUCAUUUAUUUUUGAAAAAUGAUUUUGAAGAUUUUUUAAUUGAAAAUAAUAGUGAUAGUAAUGGUAAUGGUAAUGGUAAUGAUAAUGAAAUUGAUUUAGAAGAUGAAAUUAAUAAAGAAAAAUUAGGAGAAUUUGAAGUUAAUGAUGAUGAAAAAUUCCAAAGUGUUUUAUUUGAUAAAUGUAAAUUAAUGGUUUUAGUAUAUUAA